AUGUCUGCUUUUCGUGAAAAAAUACCAAUUGAAGUGGAGGGUUUUUUCAAACAACAAGGGGCUGGGUCAACUAUUAAAUCAAAUGAUAUUGAGCAUGUUUCCCAUCUCUUCUCGAGAAACAAGUCGGCUAUUUCUUUGCAAAAUUGUGCUCAAUUUCAUAUGUGGCAAUUCCGCCAAGAUCUCUUCGUUAGUUGGGGGAAGAAUCCGCCCGAAUCGGAUCUUUUGAGGAACGUAUCGAGAGAGAAUUUGAUUUGGUUAGACAAUGUGUGGUUGGUAAACAAGGAUCGGUUUUUUUCGCAAGGUACGAAUGUAUCGUCAAAUAUUCAAUAUGAUUCCACAAGAUCUAGUUUCGUUCAAGUAAGGGAUUCUAGCCAAUUGAAAGGAUCUUCUGAUCAAUCCAGAGAUCAUUUUGAUUCCAUUAGUAAUGAGGAUUUGGAAUAUCACACAUUGAUCAAUCAAAGAGAGAUUCAACAACUAAAAGAAAGAUCGAUUCUUUGGGAUCCUUCCUUUCUUCAAACGGAAGGAACAGAGAUAGAAUCAAACCGAUUCCCGAAAUGCCUUUCUGGAUAUUCGUCAAUGUCCCGGCUAUUCACGGAACGUGAGAAGCAGAACAUUAAUCAUCUGCUUCCAGAAGAAAUUGAAGAAUUUCUUGGGAAUCCUACAAGAUCCGUUCGUUCUUUUUUCUCUGACAGAUGGUCAAAAUUUCAUCUGGGUUCGAAUCCUACUGAGAGGUCCACUAGAGAUCAGAAAUUGUUGAAGAAACAAUAA
Molecule: messenger RNA, 768 nt
Organism: Lactuca virosa
Lineage: Eukaryota; Viridiplantae; Streptophyta; Magnoliopsida; Asterales; Asteraceae
Source: the annotation of a GenBank genome assembly